AUAUAUUGGUUGGUAGAAAAUAAAUUAAAUAAAAUUAGGGGGGAAUUAGUGAAUUAAUUAGCAUAACUGAAUAAACUGACUAACAUGCAGUUGUCUGUUGAGUGCAUGUAGACGAACAGCUUUGCAAUUUUCAGUUUCAUUUUUUCAGUAUAAAAUCCAAUGCUCCACACCGAUUGGAAACCGUAUAUUUUUCUUUUCCCACUUUUAGUCAAAUAAGAACACGCACAAAACACACAGUAGAGAGAGAGAGAGAGAGAGAGAGAGAGAGAGAGAGAGAGAGAGAGAGAGAGAGAGAAGAAAAUGGUGUGUAGGCGUAGGCGUAGGCGUAGACGUAGGCGUAGCUUGGAAGAAGUAAUUAGAACAUUAAUCUUGAGAAUUAGUAAUGGGUUGUUCAACAUGGCUCGUCAAUUAGGGUUUACCAUCUUCUCCACUGCUCGUCGGAGGAGGAAUGCAUUUACAAGAGUUGAUAAUUUCUUGGAGUACUUGAGAAGAAAUAGCGCUGUCGUCCCUGCAGUUGAAGAAAACACGGUUCCUACAGUUGAAGUUGAGAACAAUGUUCCUACAGUAGUUGAAGUUGAGAACAAUGUUCCUGCAGUUGAAGUUGAGAACAAUGUUCCUACAGUGAAAGCUGGGAAGAAGAAGAUUCCUCAAGUGAAAGGGAAGAAGAAGAUUCCUAAGGUGGAAGUUAAGAAGAUUAAUCCUACAGUGCAAGAGAAGAAGAAUGUUCCUACAGUUGAAGUUGAGAAAAAGAUUCCUACAGUUGAAGUUGAGAAGAAGAUUCCUACAGUUGAAGAUCAGAAGAAGAUUCCUACAGUUGAAGUUGAGAAGAAGAUUCCUACAGUUGAUGCUGAGAAGAAAGUUCCUACAGUUGAAGUUAAGAAGAAGAUUCCUACAGUUGAUGUUGAGAAGAAGAUUCCUACAGUUGAAGUUACAAUUGAAGAUCAGAAGAUUGAAGAGAAUAAUAUUCCUACAGUACAGCUGGAAGAGGAGAAUAAGGAGGUUUCUGCAGCAGCGGAAGAAACGAAGAAGGGUCCUCCUGCAUUAUUGGAAGAGAAGAAGAAGAGAUAA
Molecule: messenger RNA, 1068 nt
Organism: Erythranthe guttata (spotted monkey flower)
Lineage: Eukaryota; Viridiplantae; Streptophyta; Magnoliopsida; Lamiales; Phrymaceae
Source: RefSeq, a predicted model, not a curated record